Messenger RNA from Telopea speciosissima, 522 nucleotides. RefSeq names its product calcium-binding protein CP1-like. The record is from RefSeq and is a predicted model, not a curated record. Gene Ontology annotation, molecular function: calcium ion binding. The coding region runs from base 1 to 522 and encodes 173 amino acids. Lineage: Eukaryota; Viridiplantae; Streptophyta; Magnoliopsida; Proteales; Proteaceae. The transcript has a single exon.
AUGUGUCCGUCAGGGAGAAGUAGAAGCUCAAGUUCAGCCAAGGUGGUGGUGCCUUCAGAUUUGCGGUCAGCAUUCGACCUUAUGGAUGCUGACAGAGACGGCAAGAUCAGCUCAGACGAUCUUCGGAAAUUCUACGCACGCUUUUCCUACUCCUCCAGCGUUAAUGUUGCUUCCGAAGAGGACAUUGGUUCCAUGAUAUCGGCGGCCGAUUCCAAUAAAGAUGGGUUAGUGGAAUACGACGAUUUCGAGAGAGUUCUAUUUCGGGUCCCUACCCAAUCCCAACCACAACAGGGUGGGGACGAUUGGGUGAUGCAGGAUAUGUUCAGGGUCAUCGAUAGAGAUGGUGACGGAAAGGUUGGAUUCCAUGAUCUCAGGGCUUACAUGGAGGAGUGUGCGGGAUUACAGGCCAGCGAAGAGGAUGUCAAGGCCAUGAUUAGGUUGGGUGGUGGAAAUGAACACGAUGGGAUUUCUUUCGAGGGACUGCUCAAGAUAUUAUUGACCUUGGACUUUUCCGGGAAAUAG